AUGAAAAGCAAAUCACGGCCACAUCACCGCAGUAUUCGGCAUAGCCAAUUUCGCGACAAUACUGUUAUCCAUCAGGGCGAUUCUCACAUUCAUCUGCCUGUUCGCCCAGCCCGGGCUUUGACUCACUUCAUUCCAUAUCCGCGAAAUGAAGACUUCAUCAACCGAUCAGACAUUGUUGGCAAACUUGACGAGCUUUUGCCACCGUCUUCGGAUUUCCACAGUGCCGCUCUUUGUGGUCUAGGCGGGUCAGGAAAAACGCAGAUUGCACUCGAUUAUAUAUACCGUCGAUGCGGUACUCAUUCUGUCUUUUGGGUACAUGCGGAUACUAAAGCAACAAUCCUACAUGAUUAUAAAUUGAUCGCGAGGAAAUUUGGUGGCAUAGACGAAAAGCUUGAUGACGAAGGUUUAUUCACGGCUGUUUGCAACCGGAUUGAAGAGGAACCGGAGUGGCUCUUGGUACUCGAUAAUGCCGACGAUCUAUCGUUAUUUGGAGUCGGAAUGUCAUCUAAUUCGUCAAAAAGUCUACCCAACAUUAUCCCCCGAGGGCCCAAGGGGCUUGUUUUAUGGACGACUCGUGACAAGCGCAUCAUGGGAACACUGGUCGGUACUUUUCGAGCAGUUGAAGUGGGUGAUAUGUCACUUGAUGAAGCAAAGAUACUUCUUUCAAUAGCAGCGGCAACGACGCCGGACAGAGCCACCAGUGAAGACGUCAAGAAUAUCAACAAACUGCUUGAAAGCCUUCAGUAUCACGCCUUGGCAAUUUCCCAGGCUGGUGCCUAUAUGCGGAGAACGUCAACAUCAGUGCGUGAGUAUAUAACUAUGCUCGCACAGAAGAAGAAAAGGCAAAGGAUCCUCGAGAAAAGCGAGUUUGAUCGACAUCGAAAAUUUGGGGCUCCCAACAGUAUUUUAGAGACAUGGAGCAUCUCAAUCAAGCGUAUUCGACAAGAAAGCGAGCUGGCUUAUAAUUUGUUUCAUACUAUCGCAUACUUUGAUAACCAGAAGUUUUCUGGAGAAUUAGUCGAGCUUGCUGGAAUAGAGAGCGGCUUUGACUGGGAAGGAGAAACAGAUGAACUGGAGGAAGCUAUUACUCGGCUUAAAGAAUUUUCCCUCAUUUACCAACGCGAGAAAGAAUACGGCCAUCGGAUGUAUGAAAUGCACAAGCUUGUGCAGGAGGCUGCCCGAUACAGGCUGCGUAUGGAGAAGCCAUCGGAGAACAGCCCAACUACAAGAAGAACCACAUAUAUGUCCGAAGAUCUCCAUGAAUCGGGAGAAGCGCAGGUAAUAGGGGAUGACUAUCUGGCACAUGCACUUCAGGUAGUUGAAUCGAUGGAGCUUUGCGGAGAGGGGGCUGCCACAAUGAACAAGCUUUCUGCUAUAUCAGAUCUUUUGGGGGAUCUCAAUGAAUGGAAAGAGAAAGAGCGGUUAGAUGAGAGGAUAUUAACAAUGCGACAGAAGAGCCUUGGAGUGGAACACCCCGAUACGCUGAAAACUAUGGCUGCUAUCGCCAUCACGAACUUCGGGCAGGCUUUCGCAGAUCGGGAUCCAGCAACACUUAGGUUUGAUGUUUUUUACAAGUGGAGUAAUUCCGAAUAUUACAUCGAAAAGGCAUAUGAAAUAGGAACGGAGGUGUUAACGCUUCGACAGAAGGCUCUUGGGCCAACUCAUCCAGAUACAAUCGCAAGCUGGAGGAUCAUUGUAGAAGUGCAAUGUGGGCAAGGCCGAUAUGGUGCUGCUACGAAGAUUGCACAGAAAAUCCUUGGUAUUCAGCGGAGAGUCCAUGGAAAAACCCAUCCAAAUACAUUGGCAGCAAUGGAGGAUCUCGCUUAUGUCUAUUAUAUACAUGGACGGGAUAAAAAAGCUCUGCAUAUCAGAGAAAAGAUAUUGAAGCUUCAGAAAGAGCGAGCCGGCGGAAAAAAUCUAGCCACCAUGCUAGCUAUGUAUAACCUCGCCAUUUCCUGGAACCAAUGUGGGAGACAUCGCGAUGCUCUUACUCUUAUGAAUGAGUGCUACAAGUUGCAAGAGGACGUCUUUGGAUUCUUUCACCGGAUGGGACUUGGAUGUAGUUGGUACAUAGGAGAAUGGGAGGAUGAACUCACCGAGAGUGAUGUACAAGACGUCACGCACAACUCAGACGGGCGAAGUGAGGAGAUGGCCGGUGUGGCCAUGGCCUAA
Molecule: messenger RNA, 2172 nt
Organism: Trichoderma virens Gv29-8
Lineage: Eukaryota; Fungi; Ascomycota; Sordariomycetes; Hypocreales; Hypocreaceae
Exons: 3
Coding region: 1-2172 (723 amino acids)
Molecular function (GO): protein binding
Source: RefSeq, a predicted model, not a curated record